Messenger RNA from Lontra canadensis (Northern American river otter), 2915 nucleotides. It is a transcript of the gene SPRTN, whose product is annotated as SprT-like N-terminal domain. Gene Ontology annotation, cellular component: nucleus. Gene Ontology annotation, biological process: DNA repair. The coding region runs from base 363 to 1826 and encodes 487 amino acids. The transcript is spliced from 5 exons. Gene Ontology annotation, molecular function: single-stranded DNA binding; polyubiquitin modification-dependent protein binding; metalloendopeptidase activity. NCBI's taxonomy places the organism in Eukaryota, Metazoa, Chordata, Mammalia, Carnivora, Mustelidae. The record is from RefSeq and is a predicted model, not a curated record.
GAGGGACGUGGGUACUGCGCAUGGGCUGAGCGUGAUGUAAGUGUUUGAAGUUAGCGGCGAAGCGUAAAGGCGGUAACCAGUUUCCUGAAACCUCCCUCGAGUCCAAGCCCUGGAAACCCAGGUUUUGAGCCCACUAGCAGGCGUCUUGCCGAGUUCUCUUUUUUAAGCCCCAGAAUCUUGGCUUGGGGCAACCUCAGUUCUCGUUCUAGAGCCAGUUAUUCCCGAGCUCUCGCGAGACUGGCGGGCCGACCCGAGAGCAGCCCGAGAGCCGGUAUCUCCUAGGAGCUCGGCCGGGCCCUCGGAGCUUCGGAGACGCGGAGCCCGCCUAACGCCGGCGCACGCCGCCGGGGCUCCCGGCAGAGAUGGAUGACGAUCUUGUGCUGGCGCUGCGGCUUCAGGAGGAGUGGGACCUGCAGGGGUCGGAGCGCGACCGGGCCCAGGCGCCUCUGUCGCUGGUGGACGCGUCCUGGGAGUUGGUGGACCCAACCCCGGAUUUGCAGGCCCUAUUCGUGCAGUUCAACGAUCGGUUCUUCUGGGGCCAGCUGGAGGCCGUCGAGGUGAAGUGGAGCAUGCGAAUGACCCUGUGUGCUGGGAUAUGCAGCUAUGAAGGGAGGGGUGGAAUGUGUUCCAUCCGUCUCAGUGAACCUCUUUUAAAGUUGAGACCAAGAAAGGAUCUCGUAGAGACCCUCUUGCAUGAAAUGAUACACGCGUAUUUAUUUGUCACUAAUAAUGAUAAAGACCGGGAGGGGCACGGGCCAGAGUUUUGUAAACACAUGCAUCGCAUCAAUCGCCUGACAGGAGCCAAUAUAACGGUGUACCACACUUUCCACGACGAAGUGGACGAGUACCGGCGACACUGGUGGCGUUGCAGCGGUCCGUGCCAGCACAGGAAGCCCUACUACGGCUAUGUCAAACGUGCCACCAACCGGGCGCCCUCUGCUCAUGACUACUGGUGGGCCGAGCACCAGAAGACGUGCGGCGGCACUUACAUCAAAAUCAAGGAACCGGAGAAUUACUCCAGGAAAGGCAAAGGAAAGACAAAAGUAGGGCAGCCGCCAACACCCGCAGAAAAUAAAGAUAAGCCCAACAGAGGUGAGACCCAACUGUUAAUCCCUUUCAGUGGGAAAGGAUAUGUUCUGGGAGAAAGGAGCAAUUCGCCUUCAUCUGGGAAGUUUGUCACUCCAUAUACAAUUAAUAAAACCCAAGAUCUUUUAGGUCAAGACCAUUCAGCGAAAGCCCUCAGACCCAACUCUAAAAUUGAGGUGAAAUUUGAACAUAAUGGUUCGAGUAAAAAAACUCCUCUUGUAUCCCCUGUUCUGACUACCAGUCACCAAAAUGUCUUAAGCAACUACUUUCCUACAAUCUCAGUUGCCAGCCAGAAGGCCUUCCGAAGUGUGAGUGGCUCUCCCACGAAAAGCCUGACAGUCGGGGACAUCCCUAAAAACUCGGUCUCUUCUGGUUCUCAGAGAAGGGUCACCUCCUCGAAGAUAUCCCUGAGGAAUUCUUUAAAAGCCCCGGAAUCGACAUCUGUGACUGCACCCCCGGACGCGAGUGGGCCCGAAGAGAAAUUCCCAAGUAAACGACCCAGGCUAGAAGACAAGAAUGUUUUUGACAAGUUUUUUAUCAAGAAAGAGCAAGUACAAAGCGGUGGAAAUGGUCCAGAGUGGCGUUCCCAUCCUACAGCUGCGACUCCGAGUCCCAGCAGCCCAGCCAGCUGCCUCAGGAUGGUUGAUUGUCCCGUUUGUCAGAAUGAAGUUCUGGAGUCUCAGAUUAAUGAGCACUUGGACCGGUGCCUUGAAGGUGAUAGCAUCAAAGUCAAGAGUUGAAAAGCUUUGAAGAUGGGUGCCACACGCCCACCUGUGUUACCCCGCGAAUACAGCGUCAACUGCUCAGGAAGCUCUGGGGAGCGCUGAGAUCCAUGGGUUAUGAUCUAGUUCUGUUUCCCAUGCACAUGUAUGAGAUUGUAAUGGAAAAUGUUCUGUCGGAAGGUGCUGUAUUUUUCACUCUUGCCUCACAUAUCCUGUGGCCGAGUUUAUUCUGCUUGUACACAUGCAUAAUUUUUAGAAACUUUUGUUCUUUCUUGCUCUUAAAGGUAUUUGGAUCUGUUAAUCUUUUUAUUUAUAUACUUCCUCAGAAUACUCACUGAAGAAUCCUGGCAGGUAUUCGGUUAAACUGAGUAUUUUUUUAUUAAUAUUAAAACUCGGUCCAAGAACUGUAGUUUAAUAUUCAGAACAUGAGACACAUUGACCAAAAAUACAAUCUAGAGGACGAAGUAUAUCAGUUGUUUUAGGGUACUCAGAGUUUUGGGGGUUUUGGUUUCUUUUUUUAACCUUAGCAGGAAAUAGAUUUUCUGUAUUUUAAAGAAUUUUAUUCCUGUCAUCACUAAAAGGUGGCAGCAGGUUUUAGGUUAAAGUACAGAAGGAAUAUAGUGAAAUAAAAAUUUUAGACUAUGACUCCUGCAGUCCUGUAGUCCAGAGUUGAGCGGUUUUCUCAAAAUGUAACCAAAUGUGUGGGUCGGGGGCUUAAGGAACCGCAUAAGUAACAUCACAGAGUUACCUAGUUGGUGUUAACAGAGGAACAGUAUCUGGAAACAGUAUUAUGAACCUUAAACCAAAGUUGUAACCAUUAAAAUAAAAAGGAAUACCGUUUGUGCAUUUUAAAAACUAUACAGUUCUUUCUAAAAACAUUCUUUUCCAUGUUUUACAGCAAAGAGACAAAGAUACUUUUAUCAGUUUUCUUUCUGGAGGCUUUGCCUCUGGCAUGUUGGCAUUUUCCCAAGAGUUUAGUUCACAGGUUUUCUUUUUUCUGACCUUUGUUGCAGCAUGACCCUCACACACCUGAGGGGCUACCUCCUAAGUGUGAACUGGACAUCGCGCUCUCCUGGGCGACCGCUGCCCAGGUCAGGGAGGGAGCAC